AUGAGGGGGAGCUCGGGGGUGAAGCGGGUGGGCAAGUACGAGCUGGGGCGGACCCUAGGCGAGGGAAACUUCGCCAAGGUGAAGUUGGGGCAGGACGUGGAGAGCGGGCGGCGCGUGGCGAUUAAGGUCAUGGACAAGGACAGGAUUCUGCAGCACAGGAUGGCGGACCAGGUGCUGGCGUCGCGCAACAAGAUCUUCAUGGUGCUCGAGUUCGCGGCGGGCGGCGAGCUCUUCGACCGCAUCGUCAUCGCCGUCGUCGUUACUCGCCGCCGCGCCUUCCGGCUUAACUCCCCUGGUGUGCGCGCGCAGGUGUACCGCGGGCGGUUGGCGGAGAUCGAGGCGCGGCGGUACUUCCAGCAGCUGGUGGACGCCGUCGACUGCUGCCACGCCAAGGGCGUCUGCCACCGCGACCUUAAACCGGAGAACCUGCUGGUGGACGAGCGCGGCAAUCUCAAGGUGUCGGACUUUGGGCUGAGCGCCCUGCCGCAGCAGCAACACCGCGACGGGCUGCUGCACACCACCUGCGGCACGCCCAACUACGUCGCCCCUGAGGUGCGUGCCUCCCCUCCCCUCCCCUCCCCUCCCCACCCCUCCCCUCCCCUCCCCACCCCCUUCUGCUCGUCUGCCCCCAACCACGUCGCCCCCAACCACGUCGCCCCCAACCACGUCGCCCCCAACCACGUCGCCCCCAACCACGUCGCCCCCAACCACGUCGCCCCCAACCACGUCGCCCCCAACCACGUCGCCCCCAACCACGUCGCCCCCAAGGUUCACCCCUCUGCCUCACUGCUUGCCCUCUCCCCACCCCCGCCCCAUCAUGUGUCCCGGCUGCUCCCCUGCAUGCUACUCGCGUGGUGCCUGCUCCCACUGCACCCAGCCCAGCCCACACCCACCACACACCCCCCCCCCCCUUCACUCGUCCCCAGCCUUCUUACAUUCCGCCAUGUGCUGCACAACAAGGGGUACGACGGGCGCAAGGCGGACGUGUGGUCGUGCGGCGUCAUCCUGUUCGUGCUGCUGGCAGGCUACGUGCCCUUCGAUGAACCCGACCUUGUGCUGCUCUAUGACAAGAUAUCCCGGGCGCAUUUCAAGUUCCCUCAGUGGUUCUCCCCCGGGGUGAAGCGCCUCAUCACGCGCAUCCUCAACCCCGACCCCGCCACCGUAUGCCGCCCUCCCUCCUUGACCCCGCCACCGUAUGCCGCCCUCCCUCCUUGA
Messenger RNA from Closterium sp. NIES-65, 1215 nucleotides. NCBI's taxonomy places the organism in Eukaryota, Viridiplantae, Streptophyta, Zygnematophyceae, Desmidiales, Closteriaceae. The record is from the annotation of a GenBank genome assembly.